AUGAAAGUGGGACGAUCCAGUCAAGUUCUCGCUUCAUUCAAGGUUCAUUCAGUUCAGCCUAGAUAGCUCGACGUUGAUUGAAUCACGAUACCCCACUGAAUGAAAACAAAUGCAGAUGUCAACGAAUAUUUAGUCGCCGUUGAACUUCCUCUAGAAAUAUGAACGCGGAAGGUGUUUCCAAACGCACGCACAAAACGUGAGGAGGCGCGAUGAAUGCAAAGGACAGAGAGCGGCAACGGACACGGAACGCUUGCAAAAGAACUGAAAGCGCCAGUGUCCUGCGCUCGCUCAGCGUCGACAACAUAGACGAUAAUGAGACAAUGGCAGACGAGUCGGACCUGGUUAAACAUGGCAGUCUUGAGCAGCGACUCAUUGCGCCGAGGUACAGCUUGCUCCGUGAAGUUGGCAGGGGCAGCUAUGGCGUUGUGUACGAAGCCGUUGCCCGUAAAUCAGGUGCGAGAGUGGCGGUGAAGAAGCUGCGCUGUGACGCGCCUGAGAAUGUGGAGUUGGCGCUGGCUGAGUUUUGGGCUCUGACCAGUCUGGAGAAACGCCAUGAGAAUGUGGUACAGCUGGAGGAGUGUGUGCUCCAAAGAAACGGGAUGGCCCAGAAAAUGAGCCAUGGCAAUAAGCGUUCAAAGCAGUAUUUGAGGUUGGUCGAGACCUCGUUGAAAGGGGAGCGUGUAUUGUCGUGUCCUGAUGAGCCCUGCUACCUGUGGUUUGUUAUGGAGUUUUGCGAGGGAGGGGAUCUGAAUCAGUUCGUCCUGUCACGACGACCCGAUCCGCGCACCAAUGCCAGCUUCAUGAUGCAACUGAGCAGCGCUGUGGCGUUCCUGCAUGAAAACAACAUUGUUCACAGAGACCUUAAACCAGAUAACAUCCUCAUCUCAGAGCGGUCUGGCGCACCUGUGUUGAAAGUGGCAGAUUUUGGACUCAGCAAAGUGUGUGCUGGUUUUGGUGCUGGAGUACGGGACUCAGAGGAAGGGCGGGACAAAAACAAGAACAGUGUUAAUAUCAAUAAGUUCUGGCUUUCGUCGGCAUGCGGCUCAGACUUUUACAUGGCACCGGAGGUCUGGGAAGGACAUUACACAGCCAAAGCAGACAUUUUCGCUCUAGGCAUUAUCAUCUGGGCCAUGAUAGAGAGAAUCACAUUCAUUGAUGCAGAGUCAAAACGGGAGCUUCUCGGGACGUAUGUGCGGCAGGGUUCUGACAUCGUCCCGGUUGGAGAGGCGCUUCUGGAGAACCCAAAGAUGGUGUUGAGUAUUCCCCAGCGCAGGCGCUCGCACAUGCCCGAAGCACUCCGGAAACUUUUGCAGGACAUGCUGGCCGUCAAUCCUCAGGACCGACCAGACGCACUAGAACUGCACAGCAGGAUGGGACAGGUCACUUGCGCAGCGUAAUCUCUGACCUGAAUGCACACACAGGUUUUCCCUUUCCAUAACAGACCAGAAGGGACCGUCACGUUGCUUGGAAAACUGUGAAUCUUCCAUUGCUGAUUUAAUGUGAAGAGUACAAAGUACUCAACUUGAACACCAAUACAAAGUUGCCACAAAUAGAUUUUCAGCUGACCUUUCACUUUUUUGUUUACAGUAGUAAUUUAAGCCCAUGAUCUUUCAUUAAGCCCAGAAGUGUUUUCCGCCUAACUCAAUCAUCGGUUACAUCACUAACAGUGAAGUAAAGCUAAAAACAAUGUUAUGAUGCAGUUAGUACAAUCAAGCUAAAACAAGAAAGCUCUUUAUUAGUCUUUACCCUUCUUGCUCAUCUUCUGAAAAUAAUCGUUUGCCAUGAACAGAUGGUGAAAAAUAUUUCAGUUAUUAUACCAAGUUUCUAUGAACAUUAACGCCUUCAGUUUUAGUAAGCAAGCAGUUCACAGAUUUUAGGUUUCAGUUUGUUUGUUUAUUUUUUUUAAAAAGGAAAACAUAAGAUACUUGACUACAUUUUGAGCACUAGCAUUUACAUAUAUGUUCAUCACAUGUCAUUACCAUAGUUUUACACUUGGGUCUUACUUGAGUUAAACAUUAAAAACACCAGUGAACUUGAUUAUCUUUCCUCUGAAAUCAAAAUAGCUGAAAUUACAAGAAUUAAAGACCAACUUUUAGACUUUUCGUUUGCCAUUAAAAUGCUGAUGAUCUUAAGCCUAAACCCAAUAUUGAGAUAUUUUUUCUCCUUGAAUGCAGAUUUAUCCUGGUGCCUUGAAGUCUAGUGAUAUAAGUGAGAUUUCUUGUAGGUUUUAUUUUAUUUUUUUCACAGCUUUUUUUAAACAUGUAGUACAUUUACAGCUUUUAAUAUUUAAACACUUUACAUAUUAGGCAUGUGCGGUUUAACCAUUUAGGUGCUAGUUUUUACAUUGUGUGAGAUUAUUUUUGGCCAAAAAUCUGAUGCCCCAUUUACAGUGCUGCUGUCACUUAUGAAAAAAAAAAACAGUGUGAACACAGACAUGCACACUUAUACGGUUUUACACUUUAGUUUUCAAAUCUGGUAGAAUGAGAUAUGGAUUUGAUUAAAGGGAGCAGUUAAAGAUUGUGUGAGUGUUUAUGUAAUAAAUUCUACUAAUGCAUUUCCAGUAUAGAGCAGUGGGUUUUUUAUUUUUUGGAUUGAUUUUUGUUUAAAAUCUUUUCCUUUUUGUUAAACGAAUACUUGAUGUUUUCAAAAACAGGAUGGAAGCUUAAUAGUGUCACCAUUGCUCUUUUUCAUCUGUAUAUUGAAUGCUUCAUAGAGAAGAAAUUGGUGUGUGUUUGACUUCCAGGUGUGAUUUUUGCCUGACAGUUUGUGCUAUAGUUCUACCUCAGCACUCUUGUGUUUUAGUAACUAAUUCACUAAAUUAACUAGCAGUGCUUCUGUUUUUUUGGAGAGGCUAGUGAUGUUUUUCAGAUGGAUUUAUUUAUUUAUGAUUUUUGUUGUUGUUGUUUUUGAAUAAUAAAUCUGUAGCGUCAAGCAUUUUUUAGGACUUUUAACUUUUUAAAUUCCCUUUUCUCUGUGACUGCUCAUUGCUGUCUGCUGUAGAAGAAACUUGAGGCUUGUGAGAUCAAGAUCUUUUCUGAGACUAAAUCACCCUCAGGUUUAAGGUAUUUUGACUUCACGUGGGAACAAAAAGUGUUCUGUUGCUUUUUAUGUUUAAUUACAUUUAUUUGUCAGUUUUUAACGGGAACAUUUUUAAGUUUACUUUCAUUUUUCCGAAUGGCAAUUUAAAUGAUUGUAUCUUUUACGAGGGUCAGUUAAUCCUGGAGAAAGUUGGUAAAUGUUUUUACAUUUGCUUUUUUUGUCCUCUUAAUUACAACUCUUUUCAGUUUGAAUGUUCGGAGAGCAUAAACACAAAGAAUUUUGUCAUAGCAGUCAUACAAACCACAGUAUUAGGCUGCACUUGCACUGAGAAAAGUGAACCGAGUUUAAUAGAAGCUCACUUCCUGUUUUAGCAUCUCUUUUACUCGAAUUCUGUUUUUUUUUUUUGUAUUCCUUGUGGUCCAACUUUGACUGUACAGUGCACUCUAUGCAACCUCUCAUUUUCUGACACUGUAUGAUGCUGCUUUGCUAAACUAGCCUCUUCAGACCUUGACAUUUUGUUGCUUUUUUGUGCUCAUUUUAUGACUUUGUGGAGCAC
Messenger RNA from Labeo rohita (rohu), 3595 nucleotides. It is a transcript of the gene stk35l, whose product is annotated as serine/threonine kinase 35, like. Gene Ontology annotation, molecular function: ATP binding; protein serine/threonine kinase activity. Gene Ontology annotation, biological process: axon extension; protein autophosphorylation; autophagosome organization. The transcript is spliced from 3 exons. Gene Ontology annotation, cellular component: cytoplasm; autophagosome. NCBI's taxonomy places the organism in Eukaryota, Metazoa, Chordata, Actinopteri, Cypriniformes, Cyprinidae. The record is from RefSeq and is a predicted model, not a curated record. The coding region runs from base 210 to 1397 and encodes 395 amino acids.